Molecule: messenger RNA, 1089 nt
Organism: Coprinopsis cinerea okayama7#130
Lineage: Eukaryota; Fungi; Basidiomycota; Agaricomycetes; Agaricales; Psathyrellaceae
Exons: 4
Coding region: 1-1089 (362 amino acids)
Molecular function (GO): acetyltransferase activity
Source: RefSeq, a predicted model, not a curated record
AUGACCCAAGCAACAACAACCGGAGGAUACCUCUCCAACGGACUCUGGAUCAAGACCCAGCCCUCGUUCUACACGCCUGCUCAAAUUGCGCGGUACCUCGACUAUGUCAAGUUCUCGUCCCCCGUUUCUCCUUCAGAUAUCGGCCGGUUCCAACCCUCGUUGGAAGCCCUGGAGGAGAUUAUGAGGUGUCAUCUGUUGACGUUCCCUUGGGAGAAUACUGCGAUGCAUUACACUGAGGACCAUUCGAUGGAUGUGUCACCCGAAGGUUUAUACUGCAGGUUCGUCGAGGAAGGGAAGGGGUCUUACUGUUUCGGGCAUACUACAAUCCUCCUUGGUAUCCUGCGCGGCCUAGGAUUCAGAGUCUACGCAGGCGCAGCCAAAGUAAACCACCACCACCAAACAGCAGAUAAACCACCCGUCUACGGCUUCCUCACACACGCCAUCCUCUUCGUGCAGCCCAUCCCAAACAGCAACGAAACGUUCAUCGCUGAUGUAGGAUUUGGGUCUUUGAAUUUCGCGAGGCCUGUUCCGCUACGCGAGGGUGCUGUUGUGCGGGGUGCGUUUGAUGGAGAGUGGCAGAGGUUGGUUAGGGGUGUGAAUCAUGAUUCUGCUGUGGAGAACGCAAAUGACAGCCCUCACCGACGCUGGCAUCUCGAAGUCAUACGAUAUCCCCGAGGCGCAGUAGUGGACGAAACGAAAAAGUGGAAGCGGUUCUACUCGUUCACGGAGGAGGAGUUCUCCGUGGGUGAUUAUGAAGAUGCUUCGUUCCUCGUUUCGCAGCGUCCUGGGAAGGGGAUAUUCUGGAAUAUGCUUCUCUGCGGGAAGGCGUUUGUUGACGACGACGAUGAUGACGACGAUGGCGAGGAGGGCGAUUCUAACUCAACUCCGAGUGCAAACUCGACGAAUUAUUACCGCCUGUUCUUGGUCAAUGACGAGGUUAAGAGGUAUGAUAAGAAGGGGGUGCGCGUGGUUCGUGUGGUGCGUGGCGAGAGUGAGAGGCUGGACGUGUUGAGGGAGGUGUUUGGGGUGACUAUUGCGCGGGAAGCGGUACGAUAUAUGGAGGGAAGAGUGCCAUAUCUGGCGGAAUGA